Candidozyma haemuli is the source of this 879-nucleotide messenger RNA. RefSeq names its product casein kinase 2 regulatory subunit (gene CKB1). The record is from RefSeq and is a predicted model, not a curated record. Gene Ontology annotation, molecular function: protein kinase regulator activity. Lineage: Eukaryota; Fungi; Ascomycota; Pichiomycetes; Serinales; Metschnikowiaceae. The transcript has a single exon. Gene Ontology annotation, cellular component: protein kinase CK2 complex; cytoplasm. Bases 1 to 879 code for a protein of 292 amino acids.
AUGUCCAGCGACCCCGAGGACGACUACGUGCCGUGGAUCCAGCAGUUCUGCGAGGCGUUUGGCCACGACUACUUCGUCCCCGUCACCCAAGACUUCAUAGAGGACGACUUCAACUUAACAGGGCUAUCGCUGCAAGUUCCAUAUUAUCGAGAGGCACUCUACACUAUUUUGGAUUACCAGGUUGAGACCGCCGAGGAUAAUAAUGGUAGCGGUGGUAGCGGGUUGAAUUCUGCCGGAACUAACGCUGGUUCCCUGAAUGGCAAGGGCAAGAACGACUUGCCCAACAAGGCAUUACUAUCACACUCCGCCGAGCUCUUGUACGGCCUCAUACACGCACGUUACAUCGUGUCCAAGGGCGGCUUGACUGCCAUGGCCAGCAAGUUUGAGCGUUCCGAAUUUGGCAUCUGUCCCCGUUACUAUUGUGAUGGGAUGCAUCUUAUCCCUGUCGGUGCCACCGACAUCCCAGGCCAGGAAACAGUCCGUUUGUACUGUCCAUGCUGUAACGAUAUCUAUUUGCCUCUGAGCUCACGUUACUUGAAUAUAGACGGCGCCUAUUUUGGCACCACAUUCCCUGGCUUACUUGUUAAGAUGUUCCCUGAGAUUGAAAACCAGUGCAAAAUCAGGAUCAACAAAGUCAACCAAGACAACUUUGGCUUGCGUUUAUUUGGCUUCCGCAUUCACGAGUCCAGCGCCAGCGGGCCUCGUAUGAAAUGGUUGCGGCAGUUCCCUGUAGGGCCUGAUGAAAAGAAAGAAUUUGAAGAGUGUGAGCUCACUAUACCGGCAGUGGUUGACAGCGACUACGAAAUAACCGCUUCCGAAGAUCUUCAAGGCGAAGUGGAAUUUGAUGAUGACAGAACGAUGGCCAGUGAGGGCAUUUGA